AUGCGAACGAUUGGCACUAUCGCAGCGGUCGUCGACGCGCUUAGCCGCAAUACUUCCGUUACCAGUCUCGACAUCUUUGAGCUGGAUCCGGUUGCGGCCAGCGCUCUGGCGGACGUGCUCUCGGCCGCCUCGCCGCGCAUUACUGGCCUCGCAGUGCACCAUCCCCAUGGCCUAGGAGCUGUCCAAAACCUUUGCCGCGGCAUUGCGUCCAGCUGCAGCCUAACUAGCCUCCACCUCUCCCAGCUGGACUCAAAGGGCGUUGACGCCCUCGCAAACGCGCUCCUCGCUUGGUCCGAUGAACACACGAUGGGCUUCUUCCCACGUCUCCAGCACCUUCGACUGGAAAAAUGCACCUUCUCGCCUGAUGUGGCGGCUUCGCUCGCAAGUGCUUUGGGACGACAGGCGGGCUCUCUGGCGCAGCUGGAAGUCUUGGAUUCAGCGCUGGGGGACACCGCGGCCGAGGCGCUGCUAGGGACCCAGCCUGGCUUGGCGCAGCUGCAAAGCCUGAACGCCCCGGAAAUAGUAGCAGCUUCCACAGCAGUCUUGCACACAUUGGACUUGCCCGCUUGCAACGUGGGACCGCGGGGUGCCGCCCAGCUGGGCCGCCUCCUGGCCGCAACACACAGCCUCCACUCCCUCAACCUCUCAAACAACAAGUCACUUGGAUGUGAGGGUGUGCGCGCCUUGGCCGCCGGCUUAGCGGCUAACCGUACGCUUCUACGACUGGACAUGUCGGGCAGUGGCAUCGGCGCCACCGGCGUGAAGGACCUGGCGACGGCGCUCCGACCAGACGGGGGCGGUGGCGGCGGUCCGCCGUUACAGCAGCUGAUGUUGGGUUUUAACGCCGCGGGUGCGACGGGGCUGGCGGCGUUGCUGGGAGCCAUGUCCGGUCCACAGCCUUGCGCGCUCCGGAACCUCCAACUGGAUCACAACCACGUGAGGGGAGUGGAGCUGACGGAGGCGCUGCAGGAGGCACUUGUGCCGCCGCCAGCGCAGGCGGCGACGGCAGCGGCGGCUCAGCCGCCGCCGCUGUCACGGCUGACGGCGCAGCUGAAGCAGCUGUCGCUUGCCGGCAAUGCGCUGUACGACGUCGGCGUGGCAGCGCUGGCGGCGUUCUUGACGGAAGCGCCAUCCUCCCUGGAGCUUCUGGACCUCCGUGAAAAUGGCAUCUCCGAUGCGGGCGUGGCGGCGCUGCUGCCGCUCAUCGCGCCGCGUUGCAACGGUAGCGCAUCAGCACCCGUUUCAAGCUGUCGCGGUGGCGGAGCGCAGGUGCAGGCGGCGGCACCAAUGGCUGCUGGUGCUGCUGGUCUCCAGGGUUUGUUGCUGGAUGGUAACCGGCUGCACAACGCGGGUGCCAAGGUCUUGUUGGAGGCCGUCACCGCGGCCCCAGGCCUGUGGAAGUUCUCCGCGGAGGCCAACAAAUUAACAGACCCGGCGCUGCGCCUGUCUCUCACACAGCUGAGCCAGCUCCGAGCCGCCCGGCAUUCACAGUGGGUUGUGCUCGGCCGCUACAACUCAUCAUCGUCGUCAUCGUCAUCUGAUGACGGAGGCGACAGGCACAGCGGCGGUAGCGGCGGCGACAGGCGCAGCGGCGGCGGCGGCAGCGGAAAUGGGUCACGUAGGAGUCACGAGGCAACGUCCGCAAUGGACGUUGAUGACGCCGCGACUACACAGGCGCCGCUGCAGGGCAGCGGUAGCGGCGGCAGCGGCGGCACCCAACCGCAGGCCAACCAGCAGCAGCUGCAGCACCUCAAACAUCGACUGGACGAGGUGGACGCGGCGACGGACGGUUGUGGCGCUGCAGGAAGUGGUGGUGGCGAGGGGGCCUGCAGCCAGGACGGCGACGACGGGCGGCAGUUGCCGUCGCGACGCAACGUUGUGGCGCGAGGCCCGGAGGAGCCGCCCACUAGCGCUCUCGUGUUGCCGCCGCCGCCGCCGCCGGCGACGACGACGACGACGACGUCGUGUACGGGGAGCGGGGUGCUGCUAAGAGGUGCAGGUGGUGGAGGAUGUGGCGAUGGUGAUGGUGUGGUGGUGGCAAUGCCGUCAUCGUCUUCUUCCGGGGUAUCGCAGCCGCGGGGGCUUCAGCGGACUGCUACUGCUGCUGCGGUGGCGGCGGCGGUGGGGGACCGCCCUACAGCUACUGCCUGGGUCACCUGCUCGAUCCCUACGGGCGGCGGUGGGAGGGGCAUGGCUGCCGGAUCUGGCUCUUGUGUAAUCCGGAAAGGUAACGUUCCGGCGAACUUUUCGACUUCCCACUGUUUCGGUCCCAAUUUGACGGCUCUGUUUCAAGCUUCCGUUGGGGUUUUCGUGUACGGCAUCUGCAGCUUCAGCAGCGACACCAGUAUGAUGCUGCAGGGAGGGGACGGAGGCGGAGACGGCGGAUGCAGCGGCAACCGCCACUAUUUCGCAGCGGCGGCGGCGGCGACGGGUGUUGCCUCGAGCACCUCGCCGCCAGCCGGAGCUUCAUGCUAUGUGGCGACCGUCGGCAUGAUGGGGGUUGGCGGCGACGCCUCGGUCCGUACAUCGAAGCGGGCGUCUCAGCGGCUGCUGUCCGCAUACCGGGCGCCUAGGUACAAGGCUCUGACUCCCGAGCAACAGCGGCUGUUCGAGGACUUUUAG
Volvox carteri f. nagariensis is the source of this 2622-nucleotide messenger RNA. RefSeq lists its product as uncharacterized. The record is from RefSeq and is a predicted model, not a curated record. The transcript has 7 exons. Gene Ontology annotation, molecular function: protein binding. NCBI's taxonomy places the organism in Eukaryota, Viridiplantae, Chlorophyta, Chlorophyceae, Chlamydomonadales, Volvocaceae. The coding region runs from base 1 to 2622 and encodes 873 amino acids.